AUGUUUAUAUUUGAAACUGUAAAAAGGUCUGUGGAAGUUCAGUGGUCAAUUUCAGUAAUUUCAUCUGAAUUAUUUUGCUGUUGCCGGAGAUGUGUGAAGACCUUCAGACUUGAACAUGAAUGGCCCUCCAGUGGAUCUAUCAUUUAAAGAUAUCAGCCAUGUUACAGGUAUGCUGGCAGAGGUACCUCGAAGUGGCCUGCGACCUUUAAAAACAAACUCAAAGAAGAAGUACCUAAGCCGCUCUUUGCGUCUCAAUAACAACAGCAUCACUGAUCUCGCUGGCCUCCAGUACAUUCUUAGCCACUUUCUAGCUCAACCGGCGAAGCUCGGCUGGCUGGACCUGUCCUUCAACAAAAUCACAUGCAUAGACCCAGUUUUGUGCGAGCUCCGUGAACUGCGUGUGUUGUACUUUCAUGGCAACAGCAUCUGGAACCCGUCAGAUGUAGACAAGCUGGGAGAGCUGCAGUAUCUACACACCAUCACGCUACAUGGAAAUGCCAUAGAAACCCACAAAGGCUACAGGAGUCAUGUGAUUUCUGCCCUGCCUCAUUUGAAGACGAUGGAUUUCAGUGCUGUGACACGUGAGGAGCGAGUCUUGGCAAAUGUUUGGCGCUGCUGCACCAGCCAUGGCAAAAACACCAACAAGAGUCUCCAGUGACUGUUUACCAAUUUGUUAAGUCAUUCAUUUGAUUAAUCGAUUUUUAACCCACCGUCAAAACUGCUUUGUAAUUAAAUGUUUCCUUUCCCUAAAAUAUAAUAUUCAUCUUUUUUU
Molecule: messenger RNA, 772 nt
Organism: Siniperca chuatsi (mandarin fish)
Lineage: Eukaryota; Metazoa; Chordata; Actinopteri; Centrarchiformes; Sinipercidae
Product: leucine-rich repeat-containing protein 51-like
Exons: 4
Coding region: 116-658 (180 amino acids)
Molecular function (GO): protein binding
Source: RefSeq, a predicted model, not a curated record